This is a messenger RNA of Tarenaya hassleriana, 2814 nucleotides long. RefSeq names its product protein DA1-related 7-like. NCBI's taxonomy places the organism in Eukaryota, Viridiplantae, Streptophyta, Magnoliopsida, Brassicales, Cleomaceae. The coding region runs from base 659 to 2479 and encodes 606 amino acids. Gene Ontology annotation, molecular function: ubiquitin binding. The record is from RefSeq and is a predicted model, not a curated record. The transcript has 12 exons.
UGAUUUUGAUUUCUCUAAUUGUUUAAUUCAAUUUGUUUAGAUUAUUUUGCAUCGUCAAUACAGUGAAGUCGACAACUUUUUACAGAAUUUUCCACUGUGAAGCCUCGAGCUUUAAAUGGUUAUAGCGACCUUCCGCUAAGCGCAUGCCUCGGAUUUCCGAAAUUCUCGAAAACCCUUUUGGGUUUAAUCAGAUUUUGUAGCUUCUUUGGAUAUCUUGUCGGCUAGGAAAAUUCAGGUAGCCGUAGGUUUUCUUCUUCUGUUUCAUCGAUCUCUGGCGAUGGCUGAUCAGGUGGUUUGUGGAUGUUUUUUUCUUCUUAAUCCAAAUGUCCCUGCCCUAACAUUCAGAGAUCAUUUCCAAUUUCUUUCUUUUGACAUAUGUGACGGAUGAUUAGUCGUUUACAACUAGGUUUUUGCCAUCUUGUUUGGGUUUCGGAUCGUUUUCUCUUUAAUAAUACCUUCCAUGGGCGUUUGCCUUUACUGGAACAUCAGAUACUAGGAUGGACAAACAUAACAUCACACAUAUGUCAGUUAGGCUUAACAUGUUCUUCAGCAUGUCUUCACGUCCUUGGGAUAAAUCUUUCCUCUUUUCUGGUAAUAUAGUUGAUUUCGGUGCAGGCAAAAGGUUUCCUAGAAGUAUAAAGAAGUAGGUUUCUCGAGUAUGAAGUGUGUAUCAAGAUGCUUUGGCUUCACGUUAUGCGGUAGCGGUAGCGAUUUGAAUAGUAGUAAGCAGGAUAAAACCCGGAAGAGACGUGGUAAAUAUGAGGACCGAUAUAAUGAAGAUAUCGACAUGGCCAUUGCGAUUUCACUCUCUGAGCAAGAUCAAAUUGCGACACAAACUAGAGACGAUACUGCAGAGCUGGAAGAACACAAAUCUGCCAGAAAGCAACCAGAUGAAGAACAGAAAAGGCGUGAGCAAGUACAGUUGGAAGAAGACGAAUUGAUUGCUAGGACUAUUCAAGAAAGCCUUUACCAGGAGGAAGAAUCUUCUCGUCAUCAGCUAGAGGAGGAGGAAGAAAGACGGCGUACCAAAGCACAGUUAGAAGAAGAUGAAAAGUUUGCAAAGACUGUUCAAAACAGCUUGAAUGAGGAAGAAAACCUUCCUUUAAAGCUAGAGGGAAAAGAAAGCGAGAAUGCUAAAUGUCAGUUCGAGGAGGAUGAAAAGCUCGCUAAGACAGUUCAACUGAGUUUAUACAUGGAAGGAUCUCCUCCUCGAGUUGAAGAAGGCCCGAAAGACCGUGAUAAAGCUCAGAUUACUCAGGAGAGUCUCGAGGCAACAUCCUCUCUUCGGCAGCAGGAGAAAGGUAAAAAAAGGCUUUUUGAAGAUGACAAAGAGCUAGCUAUGGCCUCUCAACAAAAUUUGGAUGUGAAACCUCCCUCAAGCAAAUGUGCUGGUUGUGACUCUGUGGUUGAACAUGGAAGAUCUAUGAAUCUCUUGGGUGCUUCUUGGCAUCCUCAAUGUUUCUGUUGUCUUGAUUGCGGCAAACCGAUUUCUGUUCAAGAGCUUUCAUACUCAAGAGGCCAGUUUCACAAAUCCUGCUACAAGGAGCACCGCCGUCCCAAAUGUUAUGUCUGCAAGGGGAAGAUUCCCUCAACUGCAGAUGGUGUGAAAUACAGGGAACAUCCUUUCUGGUUGGAGAAAUAUUGCCCUUCGCAUGAAGUUGAUGGAACUUCCAAGUGCUGCAGUUGUGAACGGCUAGAGCCAUUGGGAACAAAUUAUGUAAUACUCGACGAUGGUCGGCGGCUAUGUUUAGAAUGCCUUGAUUCUGCCAUUAUGGACACUUACCAAUGCCAAACAUUGCACUUUGAGAUCAGAGAAUUCUUUGAAACCUUGAACUUGAAGGUGGAGAAAGAAUUUCCUCUGCUCUUGGUUGAGAGCCAAGCCUUGAACAGAGCCAAGGAGGAAGAGAAGAUUGACCAUCAUCAGUAUGUGGUGGUAACCCGAGGAAUCUGCCUUUCUGAAGAGCAUAUUGUCUCAAGUGUCUCUAGGGGGCCGGAGAAAGCACCCGAUAACCGGUUAACAGGCAUGGUGACAGAAUCUCAUACUCUCACCCGCAAAUGUGAGGUCACUGCCAUUCUCAUUGUGUUUGGACUUCCAAGGUUACUCACAGGAAAUAUCAUGGCCCAUGAAAUGAUGCAUGCAUGGCUUAGGCUUAACGGGUACAGGAAUCUGAAUUCGCAGCUCGAAGAAGGGAUUUGCCAAGUGUUAGCCCACAUGUGGUUGGAGUCUCAGACAUACAGCAGCAGUGAUGCAGCAGCUUCAUCGUCCUCUUCCUCUUACCCGGCAAUGGCGCCGGCUAAUGCAUCAAAGAAAGGUGACCAGCCUGAGUUCGAGAGGAGACUCGUGGAGUUUUUCAAGUGGCAAAUUGAGAAAAACGAUUCGGUGGUCUAUGGGGAAGGCUUCAGGAAAGUGAACGAGGCUGUCUCAAAGUACGGCCUGAGAGAGUACAUUAACAGACCAGAGUUCAUUCUUCGACGAUGAUUCAACUACUUCAUGAACCAUUUCCUCUUUCGGAAUCUUACUGAGCUGAGAUCAGUGGAACGGGAACUUAUCUGUGUUUAUUACAUGCGAUUCAGACUGUCUUUAUUCGGGAACCCUCUCCUAUCCUCUGCAGGAGCUGUCUAUUUUCUGGUUUUCUCGGACACCACCUCUAAAUAAAGUUUAUGAAAUGGGCUCACAGGCCCAUUAUCGUAGCCUAAAAUGGGCUCAUAGGCCCAUGACUCUUUCUUCUUUUGUUUUAUCUUGAAGUUCCACUUACUCUUGCGUUAGAGAUAAAAUGAACAUUUUUUUCCUUUGUCUAAUGAUUGAUUUCUUCA